Molecule: messenger RNA, 858 nt
Organism: Bicyclus anynana (squinting bush brown)
Lineage: Eukaryota; Metazoa; Arthropoda; Insecta; Lepidoptera; Nymphalidae
Gene: CPR92
Product: cuticle protein 7
Exons: 4
Coding region: 149-796 (215 amino acids)
Cellular component (GO): extracellular matrix
Source: RefSeq, a predicted model, not a curated record
AUCUGUCAAUGUAGUGACGUAAUACACGCAGUGCGUGGUGUCGCGUUGGGCCGGUUCGGAAUCGGGUGACAUGGUCAGCCCGGUAUAAAAAGUACCAGCCGACCUACAACCCUAUCAUACAAGUCCAGUCAAUCAAUACAGCAUCAACAUGUACUUCAAAAUCGCAGUACUCAGCCUGUUAGUGGCAGCCUGCAGUGCAAUCGACGAGGGCCACGGCCACGCUGUAUCAUCCCAAAGCAUCGUCAGACACGAUCAACCCACCCACGGAGCGACCCACUAUGCCCCACUUGUGGCCCAUGCUGCACCUGUAUUGACCCACGCCGCCCCCAUCGUCCACCACGCCGCGCCCCUGAUCCACGCUGCCCCUCUCGUCCAACACGUAGCCCCAGUGGCCCAUGUGGCCCAUGCCCCAAUUGCUCUGGCCCGUGCUGAACAAGUCGAAGAGCAUGCUCCAGCUCACUACGAAUUCUCCUACUCCGUCGAAGACCCCCACACCGGUGACCACAAGUCGCAACACGAGAGCCGCGAAGGAGACGUCGUAAAGGGAGAAUACUCUCUGGUUCAACCGGACGGUGCUGUGAGAACCGUAGAAUACACCGCUGAUGCACACAACGGUUUCAACGCCGUGGUCCACAACUCUGCCCCAUCAGCCCAUGCUGCCCCAGCGCCUGCAGUCCAUGCUGCUCCAGUGGUGCACGCUGCUCCAGUGGUGCACGCUGCUCCACUCGUCCACGGUGCUCCCCUGGUGCACACAGCGCCAGUUCUCCAUGCUGCUCAAUAUCUGGCCCACCAUUAAUUCUUAAUGUUAUACGCUAAACUGUAAUGUCCUAUUAGAAAUAUAUCGUUAUUAAUUAUUUA